CACACUCUUGUGGUUCAUGAGCACGCGGAGGUCGUUCACUCUGACGCGCAGCUCAGGCGCUCCAAUACACUUCCGACAACACGGAAGAUGUGACGUUGCACUGCUGAAUGGAUGAACUGAAGCUCUUAUGCUGGAGGAUUGACACUGAGUCUUUGCAAAACUUCAUACGGAUCGUACACUGGUUUACAACGUUUGCAAAUUUUACAAUGGCCGGUUCAAGGGUGGACCCGACAACACUGUGCCUGUUUGAUGUGGACGGGACUUUAACAGCAGCUCGCCAGCACAUCCUAAAUGACAGUCAUGGGCCAUGGCUAGGCACAUUUAUUGAAUUCCGUAAUGGAAUGCUGAAUGUCUCUCCAAUUGGUCGAAGCUGCAGCCAAGAGGAAAGAAUCGAAUUUUUUGAACUUGAUAAGAAGGAGAAAAUUAGAGAAAAGUUUGUCUCCGUUUUAAAAGAAGAGUUUGCUGGGAAAGGACUAGCUUUCUCCAUUGGUGGGCAGAUCAGCUUUGAUGUGUUUCCAGAAGGCUGGGAUAAGCGCUACUGUCUGGGAAUUGUAGAGAAAGACUCAUACCAGCGCAUCCAUUUCUUUGGAGACAAAACUAUGCCUGGGGGAAACGAUUAUGAAAUCUUUGUAGACCCCAGAACAAUCGGUCAUGAGGUCAAGUCACCUGAGGACACACUGAGGAUCUGCAAGGAGCUCUCCUUCAACUGAAAGACCUCUGCCAUCUAGAAUGAAGUAUAGUAGAAGACUACAACGUCCAUGAACUAUGAAAUUAUGAAUAGGAGUCUCACUUGAAAUGUCUAAGCCAUUAUUGUCUUUGUGUAUUUCAAUGAUUGUACCUCAUGACAGGUACUGGAUAAACUUGGUACAUACAGUACAUCUGUACGUGUUCAUUUUAUAUGUAAUCUGAUGCAUUAUUUACAGGUUUAAGGAACUGACUGGUGCAGUGAUUAUGUCUGAACAUCUGUGCCUUAAGUCAUGUCAGUACUGGACAAUAUACACUUUAAACUCUUAUUUUUAUUAAACACUUUGGUCCAAAUUAAAAGACAGAUAUCAUUCAGUUAAGACAGGAUGGGUUUCAUAAAAUGUUACUGUACAUGUGUUAAGGAUUACUGUUUUUUUAUCAGGAGCAAAAGUGAUUAAUAAAGAUAGGUGUGGGCUGGACUAACUUCUUAACUAAAAUUAAUGGUGAAGGUGCAACAAUUGAAGUCUCAUUUUCAUAAGAGGAAUUUAAAAAGACAUCAAGACAAAGGGCUUUAUUAUCUUAGAAUUGAUCGAUUUUUGCUCAAAUUAAACUGACUUAGUUAAUUUCCUGACAAAACCAAUAGUUCUUGGUUGGAAGUGUUGUUAAUCUGCUUGCUUAAGUAAAAUAAGUGAAUGCAAACACUAUAAUAAACAGGAAAUAUAUUCUGUAUGGAUAUGAUAUUGGUGCGUAUAUUUCACAUGUAUGACUUCAACACCGUAAGAAAGAGUACUGUACAUAUUCUGAG
Messenger RNA from Sinocyclocheilus anshuiensis, 1489 nucleotides. RefSeq names its product phosphomannomutase 2-like. Gene Ontology annotation, cellular component: cytosol. NCBI's taxonomy places the organism in Eukaryota, Metazoa, Chordata, Actinopteri, Cypriniformes, Cyprinidae. Gene Ontology annotation, molecular function: phosphomannomutase activity. Gene Ontology annotation, biological process: mannose metabolic process; GDP-mannose biosynthetic process; protein N-linked glycosylation. The transcript has 6 exons. The record is from RefSeq and is a predicted model, not a curated record. The coding region runs from base 108 to 710 and encodes 200 amino acids.